Capsella rubella is the source of this 1092-nucleotide messenger RNA. Its product is annotated as putative F-box protein At1g58310. Bases 1 to 1029 code for a protein of 342 amino acids. The record is from RefSeq and is a predicted model, not a curated record. The transcript is spliced from 4 exons. NCBI's taxonomy places the organism in Eukaryota, Viridiplantae, Streptophyta, Magnoliopsida, Brassicales, Brassicaceae.
AUGGAUCUUGAGUUUGAUGAUUCACACUUUAUGCACCCUACUAGAACGAGAAAACAAGAAAGAGAUGAGCUUCGUACAGAUUUCAUAACUUUCGUGGAUUUAAUGCUGGCUUUGCAAGGGAACAAUCCUUUGAACAAAUUCUCAGUCAAGUGUAAAGAUGAUGUUGGUUCAGCACCUGUCAUUGCUUGGAUAAACAAUGUCUUGAAUCUUGACGUGUCAGUGCUUGUUCUCCACAUCUCUUCGUACUGGGAUUGGCCUCUGUCUUCUGAAGUUACUGUGAGCGAGAGAAUGGUUCAUGAGUUUUGGCAAUCUUGCUCUGUGUCUAGCACAAGCCUCAAGAGACUAACGUUUCUGAAUUUUAAUUCGCUAACUGGAGCGAGUCUCAAUCUCCGAAUGGCGCAUGAUCAGAUCAACAAGGCAAAGUUUUCAGAUGAUGAUCUUAUCAAACCAGAUGAAGGGAUGGUCGGAAAUGCAACAGAUCUUAUCAUUGGAAUCUCAAAUGUAAAGACUCUUUACUUAUCUGACAACACUCUUGAGGUACUUAGUUUCUGCUGCGAACCAAUGCCAACUUUUAACAACCUGAUUCGGUUAACUAUCAAGACUGACAGAGAUGUAGGAUGGGAAUCAUUGACGGCUUUACUCAAGAACAGCCCAAACUUAAAAACACUUAUCUUCGAUGGGCUUCUCCAUAGAUUUGGAGACAAGUGUAAAAGUACUGACGAGUGUUUGUGCAGUCCUUGGGAGGAGGAGGACAUUCCCACUUGCCUAUCAUCAAGUCCUGUGAAGGUUUUAAAGAUAUUGAAGUUUGGAGAUAUCUAUGAAGAUGAGGACAUGGACCAAAUGAUGGAGCAAGUCGUCUACUUUCUCGAGACAAUGCCGAAUCUUAAAAAACUCAUAAUACACUACGAAACGUCCAUAGACGAAGAUGUGGAAGAAGUACUAACACAGUUUCAGAUGGUUUCUAGAGAAGGUCUAACCAAGUGCAAGAUUCAAGUAAUCUCUCAUAACCUAACCUUGUCCUCUACUUAAAAGCAUGUUUCCUUUUCUGGUUUCUCAAGUUGUCCUCCACUUAAAAAAGCAUGUUUCCUUUUC